AUAACGAAGUCGGCCGGCAGUCGACAGCCGUCACGCUCGCUCGCAAUACGAGUACUCACGACAAAAUAAAAAAAAAAUAAACAUUCGAAAUGGAUAAAACGAAAAAGUAUUUAAAAAAUGAAUUCCAACCGCAAAUGUUUAAUAUGAGCCAUGAGGAUUUAUCUGAUUUCUAUCUAAGUGCGUUCCAAAAAAAUGUGUCCAUUUGGCCUCUAUUUUUGUUUAGACUAGUGUUGUUUUCUGGUUCUUUGGCCACUGUGAUAGCUUCAAUGGUCAUCAUGUCAAAGGAUAUGCAAAUCAAGCACUGGUUUAUUUUCAUGACACAUUGGGGACUCCUUUUUAAUACAUUGGCCACUGGAUUGGCGUUUGCUGUGUCUGGUGUAAAACUUUACACUGGAUUGGACUCCAGCAUAAACACACUAGUGAAGGUGUACUGGGUGUCCUUCAACUCGACCAUCACCAUCGCGUUCUUCAUCACGGCCUUCUACUGGACGCUGCUCAGCGGGGAAGCAACAGCAGAUUACGCGUUCGAUCCGGUGCUGGACGUGUUCGUCCACGGCAUCAACUCCGUGGUGAUGUUCUGUCUGCUGGUCACCUCCCGGCAGCCCACCAGGGUCCUCCACUUCUACAUACCACUCGCCCUCGGCAUUGUGUACAUGGUGUUCAGUCUACUAUACUACUUCCUCGGUGGAUUAAGUCCUUUCGGCACAGUGUGGAUCUACCCGAUGCUGGACUGGUCGGAGCCCGGCUCCACGAUAGUGCUGGUGAUAAUCUCGGCGCUCCUGAUGAUCGUGCUUCACUUCGUCGUCGUCUCCAUGACCCUCAUCAGGGAUGGCGUCACCAGGUCAUGCAAGCAGUCCACAGUCCUUCCCAUUUGUGAACAAGACAAUGGAAUAUCCAGAAAUCUUUACACGUAGAAUACACCGACAACAGACUGAAUGUGGAACACACUUCGCUAUAGUCAAGUCUAGCGAUGUUGUGUCUCCCACUCCUACUUACAAAAUAGCUUUAACAUUAUUUAUGUUUUAAUGAUAAUUUACUUUAAGUACAUUAUCGAAAUAAAUUAUUUACAAAUGUUA
Messenger RNA from Spodoptera frugiperda (fall armyworm), 1076 nucleotides. RefSeq names its product protein rolling stone-like. The transcript has 4 exons. The coding region runs from base 90 to 914 and encodes 274 amino acids. Gene Ontology annotation, cellular component: membrane. The record is from RefSeq and is a predicted model, not a curated record. Lineage: Eukaryota; Metazoa; Arthropoda; Insecta; Lepidoptera; Noctuidae.